AUGAUCAGAAAUAAUGCAUACAUUUUGGUAACCAUAAUAUAUUUUAUAUAUUUUCAGCUUUCAAAGCAAUAUGGUCCAAUUUUUAGAAUUCAGAUGGGGAGUGUGAAAAUGGUGGUUCUCUCGGGAUAUGAAACGGUGAAGAGCGCUCUCGUGGACAGUGCAGAUGACUUUGCUGAAAGGCCUUUUGUCCGAAUAUUUGAAAACAUUAACCACGGAUGGGGUAUCUACGUUAUUAUAAAUGAAAAAGCUAUCAGUUGUACUAUUACAUAUGUUCUUUCUCCUUAGCAUGGUUUGACAUUUUCAAGGAUUUAUUUAAAGCAUUGUUGUAAUAAAAUUAAAAACAAUAUCUUUCAAUGUAUUGGUUAGAAGGCUACAACCUUUAAACCCUCUUUUCAUUCAAUGGGUGAUGAAUGCAUGACAUAUCAGCAGCAAUACAUGCUUCUCCACAGCCACACUUCUCUCUAUAUAUAAAAGGAGAAAAAUAAAUGUUUUUUAAAAAGUGCACUAGUAAUGUAAAUACAUAUUAAUAACAAUCAAAAUGAUAUAUAUAGUGCUAACAUAUUCCACAGUGCUGUACAAGAAAAACAUGUAAUUCUAACAAAACAUAAAUGUAUAAUCUAUUAUAGGCAUUUCUUUUUCUCAUGGUGAGAAUUGGAAAGAAAUGAGACGGUUUACCCUUUCCACCUUACGGGAUUUCGGCAUGGGAAGGAGUACGAUAGAAGAUAAAAUAGUUGAGGAAAUUGGUUUUCUGAUUAAAGAACUUGAAUCCGAAAAAGGUACUAUAUAAAAAUGUUCACUUUUCAGCAGUUUUUACAUUUCUGGAACUGCUUAGUUCCUUAGAACUGUUUCUUAGCAAUUUGGAACAAUAUUAGGAAUAUAAGGUUCUGUCCAUUUGUUUUGUGACCUAGGGCAGUGAUUCCAAACCAGUCCUUAAGGCAAAUAUGAUUUAGUCAUUUCACAAAUAUGUUCCGUUCCUGCAAAACCUGGGUUGUUUGUCUGCAAUUUGCAAUGCAGGGUGAUGCAUCUGGAUCACUUAAAUAAUGCUAUUGCCAUCUUCACUCAUUAAUGAUAUUGCCCUUAUUACUCAUAAUGACCCUCCAAAGCCUCCAACAGCAUCUUCAUCAUGAAGACUACAGUUGUGGUGAGUGAUAUUGUGUAUUGGGGGAUGGUGGCUGUAGUGGGGGGAUAGGGGAUAUAGUUGGGUGAUAUGGUAUACAGUGGGUCGGUAGUGGCUCUCGUGGGUGGAAUAGUGGCUAUAGUGGGGAAAUAGGGGCAAUAGUGGGGUAUACGAGUAUACCCGAGACAUAGGGUUGAUAAUGUGGGGAUGUGGCUGAAAUGGGGGUGGUUACUGUUUGUAUUGGUAAAAAAAUUAAACAUUUUAAUUAAACUAAAAAAAAUAAACUGCAGUUUAUUCCCUUUUCCUGAGGCUAACUUUUUACCCCCGUGUGAGUGUAGACAGGUGAGGUAAAAUCUUUGAUCUCCCCUCUUGCCAGGCAGUCUUUUCUCCUGCCAGCAAGCCCAAGACCGUGGUCUGAGUGGCCAUAAGGCCAUGAUUCCCAGCUUGGACCUUUCUUCCUAACAUUCUUUUUACAUUCUGAUUGAGCACAGCACCAGAGGGCCCCUCCUCUUGGUGGUGGAUGGAGUUCAUUGUGUCAUUUCCUUUUGUGUGCUUAGCUCUCAUUUGUAUAUCAUGUUCCCUACUUCUGUCUGUUUCAGUUCUCUCCUCAUGCUCUCUCCUUCCAGUCGAUGUUUGCCCUCUCAUUAUUUAAACACUCCAUCUCUCAAAAAUCUUUCUCUUCAUAAUUAUAUUUUGUGGGUAUUACUGAAAUAUAUGAACAGCAAUUAAUACAAAAAAAAAAAAAAAACUGUUUUACUCUUAUGUUGUGUUAGGUAUAAUAUUUAAAACAACUGAUGUUUAAUUAUAUAAUCCUACAUGUUUAUCUUUAAGAAUAAAAUCAUGAUGACAAUAACACACAUGAUGUCACCAGUGUGAAAUGUGUGCAUGCUCUGCAUCAAGUUGCAAAAUCAGGAUAAAUGAGAAUUUGCACACGUAUUGUUUGGAAAUUAAUUUUGUCACCAUUCAAAUCCUCUACAAUGUAAACAGGUACUGCUAAUAUUUAAUUUGUAAAAUAUAAUUAAUUAUAUUAACUUCUACGCACGUUUGUGUUUUUUUAUUGAUAGGAAGGCCAACUGACCUAGCUAUGAUAGUUAACUUGGCAAUUGGAAACAUAAUAACAUCAAUUGUGAUGGGGCACCGUUUUGACUACCAGAAUCCCACAUUACUUAGACUUAUGCAUCUUGUAAAUGAAAAUAUGAGGCUGAUUGGGUGUCCUUCUGUACAGGUAUUUUUUUUUUCUACUGCAUUGGUUAUAGUGCAAAGAGAGACCUGGCACCCUCAAAAUGUAAGUUGUCAAAUUAUAUGCAAAUGGUUUAACAAGUGACCUGGGUUGUGCCAUGAUCCGUCAUCACUCCCCUGGUGCCAGGAGCUCCUGUUAGGAGCUUCCAUUAGCUCCACCUAGAUAAGCCCUGCUGUGUAAGGGUGCCCCAGCAGCUGUAUUAAAAGCUUUUUUUUCAGUGCUAGACAUUUGUCCCCAGAUCAAUUGUCAAACUUUUCUCAAAUAGUUCAUCAACUUAACCGGAAAGAUUGCCAAGUUAUUCCUGGAAUCAUCACAACCUUGAGGUGUAAGAAUUAUGGUGCGUGGAUUGUUGCUUUAACAGCUUUUUCAAAUGUUACUCUUGGUGUAUAUAACCGAAACAAGUUAUCAUUUUGUCAAGAGCCCAAAUGCAUGUGAAUAUGUGUGUCAUUAUUAUAACUCAAUAUAAUGAAGGUAGUAUUUUAAAUAAUAUUAUAAUUAUUAUUAGCAUGUAUAUAGCACUAACUUUUUGCUCAGUGCUUUACAAUGUUGCAAAGUUGACAACUUCACUACUGUAAAUUUUCUAAUACAUGCUACUCUAUAUUUUUAGAGAUAUAAUGUGUUCCCACUGUUACGAUAUUUUCCUGGUGACCAUCUAAAAGUCAAACAAAAUAUUUCAGAGCUUCACUCCUUUCUUCAGAAAACCUUCCUACAGCAUCUUAAGGACCUGGAUAGGGAUGACCAAAGAAGCUUUAUUGAUGCUUUCCUUGUCAAACAGAAAGAGGUAACUUCAAAGAUAACUUUCUAAUCCAAACUAAGUGAUCUUAUUGUGAUGACCAAAGAGUAAAGUGAGUGGAAAUGUAUAGACAGAAGCAGACCAUUUUAAAAAAAUUAUUGUCUAUUUAUAUUUUGGUAUAAGCUUAGUGUGUGAGUUUUUGUAUGCACUAAACCUUCAAUUUACUGGACACUGUCAUUAAAAAUGUGUAUUUCUAGGUAAAAGUUAUGCAAAAAAUGGUAUUUACCAGUAUAUUCUAGACUAAGAUUCAUUUUGGGCCAAACUGGGAUUUGGUCAAAUUGUAGUCAAUCUAGUGGUCAACCGAAAUCCCCAUUUCUGAGCCACGUCUUGAGGGAACCAACAUGUUUGCUUUGGUUUUUGGUUUAGAGUGCAAUGGAGAAUAGGCUGUUUUUUGUGUGUAGUGGCAAAUAAGCAGCUUAGUUUCUCAUGGUGGACUAGAGGUCUGCCUAAUCAUGUGGGCUAGAUCUCCUGUCUAAACAAGUAGUAGCAAAAAAAAAGGAUGAUUGAUGGUUAGGGGACAGCCACUACAUAUUUAUUGUAUUUACAGAUGAAGGGAAGUGACCAAUCCGGGGGAGGGUGGGGAGGUUCUGAGAGUUUGAACUUCUCUUCCUCUGCCAUGAGGGCUGCUGACAACUCUGCCUCCUUCACCUCUGCCACCACUAUCAGUAUUAAUAGUAUUAGUAUGGGGUAGCGGGAUUAGCAACAUGUAUAUUAUGUCCUAUUCAACAUGCAUGAGGCAGUUGAUUUUUUUCCUUUCUUUUCAUACUAUAACAACUUGUGCUGUCACUUUUACUGGCACAGCUGAUCCUUCUGCCACAGUACUUCAAGUGUUAUACCGUCUUGGUUUUCUCUAAUAAGCAACUAAGCGACAAUGCAAGGUGCAAAUUAUAUGGCAAAGAAGUGAAUAGGGAACAAGAGAAGGGUCAUCUCACUAGUUCUUAAAUAAAGCAACAACUACAAAGAUAAACAAGUCUAUAUUACUGAGAGAAUAAGCAGUAAAAGAAAGUAUUAGGACAGGCAGCAGGAUCAGGUGCUAUCUGAUCCUGGACAGUUGUCACAACCUACCACCAGUGCUACCUUCUACACUGCUUAUGCAAAGCUUCCCCAUACAUCCAGUAUGGUGGUUGACUGUCUUUCAGUGUAGCAAAAAACAGUGCCCUAUCAUCAGUGACAUACUCACAAUCCAUGGGGCCCCGGUGCGAAACUGAUCCGUGGGCCCCCCCUCCCUAUUCCCCCCACUUCCACCUGACACACACAGACACACAUACACACACACAUAUAUACACAUACAGACAGAUACAUACAGACACAUACACACAGACACACACAUACAUACAAACAGACAGGCACACAUAUAUACAUGCAGACAGACACACACACACACACAGACACAUACAUACAAACUGACACACACAGACACAUACAGGCACACACACAGACAUACAAACAGACAGACACACACACACACAAGACGCACAUACAUACAUACAAACAGACACAGACAUACAGGCAGACACACGCACACAGACAUACAGGCAGACACACACACAGACAUACACAGACAAGCACACACACAGACAGACAAAAACAGACACACAUACAUACAAAGACAUACAAAGAAAUACAAACAGACACACAUACAUACAGGCAAACACACACAGACAGACACACAUACAGACAGACAGACAGACAAAUACAGACACGCAUACAUACAAACACACACACACAAAAUGUUUAAGUCACUCUCCUGUUUUCUACCUUUUAGGUGCAGAAGGGUGACUGGGGUCCAGUGGUGGCUCAGGUGGAUGGGAGUCAGAGUUCACACUCUGACUCCCUGAUCUUCCUCCCCCUCGGGCUCUCUCUAUGCUGGGAGGAGUGAUGUGCGGUAACUUCCUCCCAGCUCUGUGUGAUCUUAUCACAGGGGGCCCGGCCGCGCUGUUAAAGCGACCAGCGCUGACUGGGCCUCCUGACAAUCCAUAUCCAUCGGGUGGCCCUGACAGAAUGGGCCACCCGAUGGACACCUUGGACAGCGGCCCCGGCAGUUUGCCGUGUGGGCCGGGGCCGCAAAAGAUGAUGGCGGGUACACGGUCGCAGAGGGCCGGUUGCAGCUGCGAGCCAUGUGAACGCGGUAUGUACGCUUAUUUGUACGCUAUUUGUUUUCCUAAAAAUAAUAAUAAAAAUAGCAUAAAUUCUAUUUUAUGUAAUCUCGUAACUCACUAUUUAGUGAAUACAAGCCAGUGUUGCAUACACAUUAGCUACUAUGUCUCUUAAUUUACUUUAUUUUACUAGUAAAAUGAUGUGCUCAAAUGCAUCUUGAACUUGAUAUGGUUUCUACAUUUCAUAUUAAAGACAAAAAAAGGAAUUAGAGGCACACCCAGAACAUUUGCAUCUCAUAUUAAGUCAUACUUUAAUAUAUAAAUAUGAAUCACAUUGUGACAAAGUAUUUGUAUACCUUUGCAUGUCAUAAUAAUUUACCCAAAUUGAACUAAUAUAUAUUCAUGGCUAAUUAUCAUUUGAUCCUUCUUGUUUAUUUUCAGGAGGAAGCCAAUCCCAAUUCUCAUUACCAUGAAGCUAAUUUACUAAGUGUCAUUACAACUUUGUUUAGUGCAGGAACAGAGACUACGGCUUCCACAAUACGAUGGGCCAUUUUUUUCAUGGCAAAAUACCCUGAUAUUCAAAGUAAGAAUUCUUGAAAUUUCACUAAAAAAACAAUGAUUCAGUUAACUGGUGAUAAAAUUAGUUCUACCUCUAGAGUGAUAACAGAUGCCAUUCAAUUUUCUUAGUGCAUCUCUUGGUCAGCGUGGUAGCUCCUAUCCCUAUGUGUUAAAACUGAGCUUAAUGGCUGCAGGUGCAACUUCUUACUGUACAGUAGAUUGGUUAAGCCUGGGUCUCUAAAACUUCAGAUGUUACGAAAUAGCUGCAUUCCAGAAUCGGCAGAUAUCUUCUGCACUGAAUGUCCUCUCAUUUCCAUGAGCUGGAUUUGAAUUAGAAGAGUGGAGGCUGCUCUUCAAAAGUUGUAUACCAGAGGAGAAAUACCACUUUUCAAGUUCAAAAUUUACAAAUCUGUAUAAAACAAAAUAUAGAAGAAAAAACAAAACAAAUCAAAUAUAGAGAAUAGUAUAUAUUUGGUACACUGCAUGGUUACUUACAUUUAGGAAAUAGCACUAUUUGUUAAGAUCUGUAAAUGGAUCUCUUUCCAUUUUGGACAGAGAGAGAGAAAUACAUGUCACCAACACACAUAAAACAAUAGAACUAUCAAAUGAAUGUACAAAAGUAGAGACUACAAAGACAAACAGAAAAAUAAAAAAGUGGUACAUAGAAGGACAACCGGUGAACCAGCAUCAGGAUCAUGAGCGCCCAAGGCUCAUUAAUGCACAUAUGAAGCAGAGGCUAGCUGUCCGAUUACACAGAAGAGCUGAUGUAGCUCAAAUUGGUGAAAAACGUAAUGCUGGCCAAGAUAGAACGUAAUCUUGGGAAUUCACUUUGGGAUGAAAAAGUUUCAUCAAUUUGUCAAUUUUUGUCCAAAAGAAGAAUGCAAAUGGCUAUGAAUGAAACAAAGAACAAAUUGCUUAGUAGGUGAAAUUUCAUUCUUGCAAUUCAUUCUUUCAUUGCUCAUUUAGUUACAAAAAGGGAGCUACUGGCUGGCCUCAUGCCUCAUGCCCUCCCUUAUCUUAAUGUAUAGUACUAUGGGGGUCAAUAUGACCCUCAUAUUACUAUAAGGAGGAUAAAUCCUCCCUUAUUCCACAACCCACCAUGCAGUGAGUAGGGGCAUAUCUAUUUAACUGCAGGCAGCUGGUGGCUGCUCACUGUCAUAAGAAAAGACUAGUGACUGGGCAACUCAGUGGGCAGGAACUGUGGGGACCCUUUGUUCCCUUGUUCAUUUUUUUUAAUAGACUCCCAUUUGUGGGGACAUUGUGGGGACACUAUUCCCCCCAGCUAAUAUUUUUUUAUGUGACCCACCAUGGGGGAUAUGUGCCAAGUCUACCUUUAUUGGAUUAGCAACUGUCAUGGUGGGUUGGAGCAAUUUAACUUACUUUUUUUUACUAAUACUUACAUAUGAAAAGGAAUGGCUUUUUGUAAUUUUGGUCUUUCAGCUUCUUAGUAGGUAGCUCCCUAAUAUUUAUGAAGGAUUGCCAUAAGGAUACCAAAAAGAGCUACUAAACAAUUCUCUAAUUUGAUACAAUUAAAUAUGGCAACCCUACAAGUGUACCAAUUUAUAGACUUUUCUGCUAAACAGCUGGAAGAUGAAGCCAUGGCACAGUUCAGAAUUUCACUAGUCCUAAUGAAAUUCAGGAAUUAAAAUAACGUCCGAAAUUAAUCAAAAAACGAAUAAGCAAAUCAACAAAAUUUGGUUUGGACGAAACUAAUUGUAUUUUUCGUCCGAAUGCAUUUGGACAAAACAAAAAUUUUGGUAGCACCCAUGUCUAAUAGAAAUAAAACAAAUAGUGCAUCACAACUUGCUGUGUAUGAGGCUGCAUAACCACAGGCUGGUCAGAGUGCCCUGGAUGAUUCAUGUCCACCAUGACAGCACAGUCAAUGGGGACGUGAGAGUCAGAACUGGUACAUGGAGCAGUGGAAAAAGGUUGCCUGGUCUGAUAAAUCAUAUUUUCUUUUCGACCAGGUGGAUGGCAGGGUGGUGAGUGUCAUUAAUUGGGGACGCAAUGGCAAGAGGAUGCUGAACAACGUACGCUAGCAGAGGCAGUCUUGUGAUAUGGGAAAUGUUUUGCUAGGAAAAUUUGGGUCCUGGCACUCAUUUGGAUGUUACUUUGAGAUGUACCACCCACAUGGAGUUUUUUUCAGACCUCGUAUACCCCUUCAUGGCAAUAGUGUUCCUGAUGGAAGAUGCCUCUUUCAUCAGGAUAAUGCACCCUGUCACACUGCAAAAAUUGUUCAGUAAUGGUUUGAGGAACAUGACAAAGACUUCAAGGCAUUGCCUUGGCCUCCACAUUCCCUAGAUCUCAAUCCAAUUGAGCAAAUGUUGGAUGUGCAGAAAUAAAUCAGAUCUAUGGAGGCCCCUCAUUGCAGCUAGCAGGACUUAUCUGCUUAUGUCUUGGUGCCAGAUAUGACACCUCUUAGGACAUGUUCAGAGCUCUUGUGUGCCUCGAUGCAAUAACAAAUCAGAUCUAUAGAGGACCCUCAUUGCAGCUGGCAGGACUUAUCUGCUGCAUAUGUCUUGGUGCCAGAUAGGACACAUGAUAGGACAUGUUCAGAGCUCUUGUGUGCCUCGAUGCAUCAGAGCUGUUUUGGCAGCAUGAGGGGGAACCACAAGCAGUUGGUUUUAAUGUUGUGGCUGAUCGGUGCUUUUCAUCACAUGCUUCAAAUACAUUAAUGGAUUUUUUAAAUUUAAAGAUGUGGAGUUAAUGAGAAACAGACUAUUAAGAUUUGUAUAUUCUAUGGCAACAUGCCGUAUAUAAUAAUUUAACAGUUACAUUUAUAAAGUCUUACUGAUCUGUAGAAUUGAUGGCUAUACUGACCAUUGCAGAUGCUGAUGAACUAAAUUUCCUAGAAUUCUCAGCCAGGCCUCAUGUCAACCAUAAUACCCAAGGUCUAAGAUGCAGUUCAAAAACAUGUAAUACUGACAUUAACUUUCAAAGUGCUAUAGUAAAUAUGUAAUACAUAUCCUAAUUCAGUUGGAUAAAUAAGUUUAAUAGGAGAAAAAUAUAGUUUAAAAUGGUAAUGUAUUAUUAUAAUUUAUUUAUAACAUAAAUUCUGUAGAGCUGUACAACAGGUGGACUACCAGGCAUGUAUUUGCAACAAGACAAGUUGGACAAAUAGGAACAGAGGGUUUUGAGGGACCUGCUCAAUUGAACUUACAUUCUAGGGGGAGUGGUGUAAGGUCACACAAACCCAAAAAGUAGGUAUUAGAAUAGUUUACAGUGAAUGGCUAGUUUAUUGGAUGACACAGUUGCAGGAGAGCAAGCAGGGUGCAUUAGCAAGGCGCGGGGAGGGAAAGCUAUUGAAACUUUAAUUAUAUGUUUUUUUAAAGAAGAGAGUUUUUAAUUAACUUUUGAAGGAAUUGAGACUGGGUUAGAGUGAGUGAGUUUUUAAUGACCUUUUGAAGGAACUGAAAAUGGUUUAGAGUUACUGUCAGAGGGGGAGUGGGGAUGUAUGAGGUGCAGACAGACAGGAAGAUGAGCCUUGUCAUGGCAUUCAUGAUAGAUUUUAACAUAUGACCCUUGAAAAUUAAGUUAUUGUAGUCUAGGCGAGAGAUGAUAGUGGCACGAAUCAUCACUUUGGCCACAUACGGCCUUCGAAAGGGGGCGGAUGCUGUGAUGUAUGGGCGGUGGGGCUGUGUAUGAGUGUGUGAGUGUAUGAGUGUAUGUAUUGUGAUGUAUGGGCAUUGGGCAGUUGGGCUGUUGUUGGCUGUGAAUGAUGCACUUCCUUUCUUUUGGUUCUUUACUUCCUGUUCCUGUUGGCAGUUGGUGGAAUGUUCGAGGGAUUUGAAAUGGUGGCUGCAGAAACCCUGUGUAACAAGGCUGCAAUAUGAAGACCCUGUUAUAUAUGUGUUAAUAAAGUGAGUACUUCGUUAUACAGGAAUUAUUGGCUUAUUUGUACAAAACAUCACAGAUGCGAGCUAUGGUUUUGUGAUAGAAGUGGCAGGAUUUGGCAAGUGACUGAAAUUAAACGGUGAAGGAGAGGUUGGAUUCAAAGAGCCUGUAAAGUAGAGUUGUGGUAGUGACACUGACUUGGAGUGAGACAGACACAGGAAUAGCCACACUUGAGGCAGGAAAGAUGAGAAGCUCUGUACAGGUUAAGUUUAAGAAAAUGAGCAGCCAUCCAGUUAAAAAUAGCAGAGAGGCAGUCAGAGACACGAGUCAAGAGGGAUGGCAAGAGAUCAGGAGAAGACAGAUAGAUUUGGGUGGCAUCCACAUCGAAAUCAUAUUAGAAGACAAAAGAGCGGAGGAGUGUACCAAGGUAGGCAAUAUAAAUUGAGAACAGUAAAGGAUCAAGGACAGAACCUUGGGGGUGUAAAAUGUCUAGUGUUUAACCAUUAAUAACAUUGUGUUUGAUUACAUUUAUAACUUGCUUUUUCGAACUUUCAUUAGAGCAUGUACAUGAAGAAAUUGACAAAGUGAUUGGAACAUCUUUACCCAAAUAUGAGCAUCGAGUUAUCAUGCCUUACACCAAUGCUGUCAUACAUGAAACACAGCGCUUUGCAAAUAUUGUGCCAACAAAUCUUCCUCGAGCAACUACAAAAGAUAUAAUGUUUAAAGGUUACUACUUACCACAGGUAAGUAUAUAUAGCAACCUAGAUUGAGUCAAUAUGUUCCAUUGUGUGUAGUGCACAUACUUGUAAAUGUGACAAACAUGGUUAUUCAAGAGCAUUCAAAGUGAAUUCUAAAUUAAAGGCUAAAAUAGUUGGAAAUAGCUGGAACUGUUAACAUUUUCUAAGUCAGUUAUGCGUUCAGUUCCGUUACUCUGGCCUUAAAUAUGAAAUUCACUUUAAAUGCUCUUUUUAGUAAAUAACCCUGUAAACUUUAGCACAAGAUCUUUAUCUUCUUGUAAAGAAAUGGGAUGAUCCACUAUUGGGGCAAGCCCUUCCAAAGUCGAAAGAUGUUCACAUUUUGAGUUGCAGUCAUAUUAGGUGAUUCGAUUUUUUAGAACAGCUGGUUUACAUUGUCUGUCUAUAUUGCUUUACUAGUAAGGACAUUCUUUAAGGGUAUGUAAGGCAAACUCUGAGAAAACUUAUUUAAGACAUAUCAGGUAAUUCAGAAGAACAUUGCUAAAUUCUGACUUGGAUGAAUCUGGCAAUAUAUCCCUCCUAGUGCCUUACACCAUAAUUAGCAAUGGCUGUCCAUGCACUCCCUUUUACAUUCAAAUACACUUUAGUUAAUUUAGCACUAUUUAAUUUGCCUCUCAUGUUAAAAUGAGUGUUAGAACCUACCAAUAUAGGAUCAUGUGGCAUAGUGAUGGGCUUAACAUUUUAUUUUUGUGUGUGUGUGCUGUUCCUUAAUUUGUAUUUUGUAUACAUUUUGGUCUCUACGGCAGCACUAUUGCUGAGAAAUGCAUGUUCAGAGUGUGCCCCCAAUUCCCCUUUCUUCUAAAGAAACACUACAGGCACCCAGAACACUUAACCUCAAUAAAGUUGCCUGGGUGCCAUGUGUCUACCGAUUUAACCCUGCAGCUGAAAACAUUGCCGUUCUGCUGGAAUGGCAAUUUUUCUUUGCAAGGUUAACCUACCUACAGUGGUGCUUCAGCAAAAUAGUGGCAUAAAAUUCCACUAUAUCAAUCAGAUGGUCUUACUGAGCCUCUCCUUGAAUCAAUGAAAGUAUAUUACCUAAGGGAAGGACCUGCUUUUUGGUUACCUCACCUAAUGUGUAGUAGGUGAAAGGUCGAUAAUACAGCUCCCAUGUAAUUCACUAUUGGAAUGGGCCAAAGAAAAAAAUAUCCACUAAACACUAGCCAAUUACAAGUAAAAAUGUAGGUCCUGUAAGUAAAAGUUUACCUCAAGUAUGUGUGACAUGGAUCCUCCAGGUUUGUAGUGGUGAGUAGCUUUUAAAGCCUUGCCAAGAAUAUAACAUUUUAAAUUUUAAUCCUUUAUGGUCUUCCUCUUCCCAUUAUUCAUGUACGUUAAGUGACAAGUUAAUAUACAAUUAGAGGUCCAAUCAGGAUUAACCUAACCUUAGGUGGCUGCCUAGGGCCAAGGAGGUACACAGUGGCCCCAGAAACAUGAACUUGAUUGGUGCUUUAAACAUUCCUACAGGAAGAAUGAAGGGGUAAACCAAAAUAGAUAACUUGCCAAGGGCUCUCUGUGAUCGUAAUCCUUCUCUUGGUAAAAUAGACAUAAGAUCAAAGGAACAAGGCACCACAGAAGCACUUUUUUCUAUGUUAAAGCUAUUUUUAAUCCAGCCAUUGGGCAGAAUAUGUCUAUUUUAUGUUUGUCUUUGUUUUAUAAAUCUCAAUGAGACAUUAAAUUCAUAUACAGUAUUUUUGAUUAAAGUUAGAGAAUGCCAAUUUCCAAGGGUAGAUAAUCUGAAAUCAGAGAGACAGGAGAUAAAGAUACAUGAACUGACAAUUGUGGAUUUCUGAAGUUUUACCUGAGAUGCUAUACUUAGCACCAUUUCGCUGGUAACUAUUUAACAGACUCCAAAGUGCUUUAAAGGAACACUAUAGCUUUAGGAAUAUAAAUGUGCAUUACUAAUGCUAUAGUGCCCUAGUCACCAUUUAGGACUCCUCAAGAGUUAACUUACCUUGUUUCCCACGCAGUACUGCUCUCUCCACAGAUGGUCCCGCCUCCUUGGCUGAGACCAUCCAGAGGCUACUGAGCAUGUGCCGCAAAAUGCCAAGAUGCACCAAUUAGAUGGCUUCUCUAAGACCAUCUGACUGAUAUAGUGGAAUUUUAUGCCACUAUAUUGCUGAAGCGCCACUAGAGGUAGGUUAACCUUUUCAGCUGCAGGGUUCUUCUUUAGAUACAAGGGGAAUUGUGGACACACACUGAACCUGCAUUUCUCAGCAAUGGUGCUGCCGUACAAACCAACAUUUAUGCAAAAUACAGAUUAAGCAUCAGCACACACACAAAAAUAUAGUUUUACAUUUUGAAAGGCUACUUACAAUCACAUAUCUCAGUAAACCAGUACUGGAUUUAGUUCCACCAUAUGGCCAUAAAAUGUUAAGCCCAUCACUAUGCCACAUGAUCCCAUAUUGGUGGGUUCUAACACUAUUUUUAAAAUGAGAGACAAAUUAAAUAAUGCUGAAUGAACUAAAAUAUAUUUGAAUUACCCAUUUGUAAGAGCAUUGUGAAUAUAUUAAUGCAAAAUUAAUGACAAAAAAACCCACAAUUCGAAAAAAAUACAGUGUCAAAACGACAUAAUUAAAAUGAUAGGACUUUGAUGUAUAUACUCAUAAUGCAUAGAAUAUAUCUGCUCUCCAUCAAAUAAAAAUUAUUAUUAAAGUGACAUUGCUAUCCAAAACAACCUCAAAUUAUACUUUACUGUGGUCACCUCCAAAGGGACAUCUGAAGCUGGGGGUCUUGACUCCAAACAAAUAUAGAAGAAAGGGGAAUUGGGGGUAACAUGUGGUAACAUGUACCUUUUAACAUAAUGAGCACACAAGUGUAAUUCACCUGAUUUGCCCCAUUUAGAGAAUACCAGAAUUUCAAUAUUAAGUCAAAUUCAGAGAUUUUUGGAACUUGAAGGCCAAUUUGUAGUUUAAUUAAAAUUGUUACCUGACAAUGUUCUGAACUGGGAAUGCAUUGUCUAAUAUUUUUCAAAGUUGCCAGUAUUCUUCAAAGUUCUCUAGCAUAUAUUGGUUAUAUAGGGCAGCUAAACUCAAUGUAGUUCAUAUUUAGUGAACUGAAUUUAUACCAUUCUAUUGAUGUAUUGGAUAAAAUAGCAAUAAGCUAAAGUAGAAAUAGGAUUAGGUUUUACUCUGACAUUUGUUCAGUUGUGCAUUGAGAAAAUGAAUCGACAAUAGAUCUUAUCCCAAACAAAGCAUGAAGAUUUAAACAAUUAACCAUGUUUUAUUUAGGGAACCUAUAUUAUUCCAUUGCUUGAAUCAGUUUUGUAUGACAAGACUCAGUUUGACAAUCCUGAAUCUUUCUGCCCUGAACAUUUCCUUGACUCAGAUGGAAGAUUUGUCAAGAAUUCCGCUUUUAUGCCAUUCUCAGCAGGUAUUAUUCAUCAUUAAAUUUAACAGAAUGCCAGAACUGAUAGAACACAAAACAGAACACAUACCGUGUUGUAAAAUAAGUUUAAAAAAAAAAAAACAUGUGGCAUUUAUUGUGGUUUUAUCAUCCGGCCUUUUUUUUCUAUUUCUAUCCACAGUUUGUAAAACUUAAUAUGGGCACAUAUAUAUACAACAUGAAUUCCAAAAGUUCCUUGCACUCAAACCAAAAAAUUCAAAGUGCCGGGUGCAGAAAGCCUGGGCCAGUCAAUAUAAAUAAUCAAUAGAGAAGCUUGCACUCAUUGUCUUUAAAGGUUAAAAGGUAAAUAUUUAUUGAAGAUCCAUUAAAAGUAUCAUCAAUGUUUCAGUCCACAUCUGGGACUAUCAUCCUGGAGAAAGUCCCAGAGAAGGACUGAAACGAUGAUGAUACUUUUAAUGGAUCUUCAAUAAAUAUUUACCUUUUAACCUUUAAAGACCAUGAGUGCAAGCUUCUCCAUUGAAUAUAUAUAUAUGUGGCGAAACCGACCUCGCCACUGGGCAUUGGAGAAGACUGAUUGCCAGCCUCCUGCCAUGUGACUAUGGCCCUUGGGAUGUAUUGCCCUUUAAAAACUGAUUUGGGCUUAUGGACUUUUAUUGUACAGUGCUGGCCCUUUUAAAAACAGUGUAUGUACACAUGGAAACUUUUUGGACCCUUUUUCUUCCCCUUUGAAUCCCUGGGAAGGUGAGGCUCUUCCCCUCCCCCAGCUCCAUUGUUCUCCAGCAGGGACUUGUCCCAGGGACACUGCCAGACCAGUGGGAACUGGUUUGGGAAGGAAAAGCCAUGCUUGCAAUUGAUAAUAAAGGGACCUCAACCUAACUUUUUAACCCCUGGAUGGAUUCAUGUGAUUUUUACAUAUGUUGCUCCCCGAGUUAUGCUGAUCACAGAAGUAUGGGAGUGCUUCUACUGUAUACUACGUGUUUAUUGGUUGUUCUGUAAACCCCUGUGGGCGGUCCUGUAUGUGUUAAACCUGCAUAAAAGAAGGCCCUUUGGUGCCAAGUAAACAGAUUCUGCUUAACCCUCAAAACGAAGUGUCGUCUCGUUAUUGGGGGAAUUGGAUUGUAUGCUGACUGCCAGGAGUGUAACCCUUUCGUAUGUUUUUCCUGUUCGGAUAUUUCCAGUGUUCAUGUGUUUCCAUUUCGGGAGAUCGGUGCUUACAGUAGCUGUCGGUGUAUCUGGAAAGGGGAAUAUCGCCUAAACGGUUUUUAACCUCUGGUGAACAAAACGGUCCGUUACAAUAUAUAUAUAUAUAUAUAUAUAUAUAUAUAUAAUAAAAUAGAUGGCUUGGCACUCUCCUUCCUAGUAUUCCAAAUGUGUAUAAUUGCCCGGGUGCAAUCCGCUGUGCAUCCACUAUAUAAUCAAAAAAUAUAUCCAGGGUGCACUCUCAGGUCUUGAGCAAAAAAAGUCAUGUGCAAAAUAAAGACAACCAACGUUUCGACCCCUGCGGGUCUUUUUCAUUUUGCACAUGAUUUAAUAAAUCACUUUUUUUUGCUCAAGACCUGAGAGUGCACCCUGGAUAUAUUUUUUGAUUAUAUAUAUACACACACACAGUUUUGUAAUUUUUUUAAAGCUUAGUGAUAGGCUAAUUCCUUUUUUGCAGAACCUAAUUCUGGUCAGAAUUCACUUGAAUUCCAACUUUAUAGAAUGGCAUUUUUACCACCCACAUUUGAUCCACAUUUGUUCAAUAUAUUUAUGAUUUUGUGCAUUUGGUUACUUUUGAGCAUACGGUUGCAUAUUUUAAGCAUUUAGUCCACUUGAGUACUGGUUUAUGUCUUUAUUAAUUAAAAGAACACAGUUGACACCAAGACCAGUUCAUCUCAUUGAAGUGGUCUGGUUGCACUGUCCCUGUCUCCCUUAGUCCUGCAAUGUAAAUAAUUGUAGCUUUAGAGAAAUAAUGUUUACAUUGCAGUAGUAAGACUGCAUCUAGUAGAUUUCUACCAGGCAGCCUCUCGAGGUGUUUUCUGAAGUUGUAUGAAGUAUGACUCCAUGAAAUGAUGCUGGACAUCCUCAUGUUCUUCAUGAAGACAUCCAGUGUUAGAGAAAAUCUCAUAUUAAAGAAUUGCCUCAAUUUGCAGCAAAUGCGUUUUAGGUUCCCAAAUCGAAUGACGUCAGAGGAAAUGGACCUCGACCCAUCUCAGAGGGUCCAUGGCACUGGAAUCGGAUAAGUACCCUAUACAUCACUGGAGGGGGCUCUAGGGAUGAGGAACACGUUAGUUUUAGGAAUACAUCUUUGUAUCCCUAACACUAAAGUGUUCCUUUAACAAUAUGAUUUCUUUUUUUCUUUAUUAUUUUAUUUAAUUAAUAAAAAAAAUCUAUUUUUUGUGCCGUAGAUGGAACAUUGAAUGUUGAAACAAACAAACAAACCUAUUUGUGCAUUGUCCAUAUCGCUUUUUCACGAAACAUCCACAUGGUGUUUACGGAAUACAGACAACCCACUGAUUGCUCAACAUUCGAACAAACUGCAAUUAGAUUGAAACAAAAUGCACAGGUUUAGUGAGAAAUUACAAAAAGAGAGAAAAAAGGACAGUAAAAAAAACUAUAUAUAUUUAAUAACUGUAAAAUAUUUAAAAUAGAUGCUUACUCCUUUUUUCCCUCUCUGAUUAGUUUUUCUAAUUGGAUCUGUGAAUCAAAUGGUGGGGUAACGCGCCUGUCGUAAUACUGCAAAACAGACACAUGAUAUGUAUAUUUUGCAGUAAACUGAUUGGUCCAUUUUCAAACCUUUUUGAUUUUUCUGAAUUAUAUUCUCUUCAAAAAAUUUUGAAGCCAAAAUGCCACAUGGAUGAAUUUCAGACCUUCCAAACUAAAAAAAUAUUUCAUACAAAUCGAUUAGACUGAAUUGAAUUUUUUUUGCACAAGUCUAUUAAAUUUUUUUUUAUCCUAUUAUAUGUAUAAUGGACACAUGAUCACAUUAAUGCAUUUUCUACAAUUAUUUUAUUAAAAUACCCUAUUCAUUCAUUUUUAGGAAAGAGAGUUUGCAUAGGAGAAACACUUGCAAAAAUGGAGUUAUUCCUCUUUUUUACCAGUCUCAUGCAAAGUUUCAGCAUUCAUCCUGCACCUGGGAACUCAGUUAUCGAAUUCAAGAUCAAGCCGACAGUUGGAUUCACCAGCUCUGCAUUAGCUCCAAAGAUCUGUGUUAUAUCACGCUCAUAA
This is a messenger RNA of Pelobates cultripes (western spadefoot toad), 16939 nucleotides long. The record is from the annotation of a GenBank genome assembly. NCBI's taxonomy places the organism in Eukaryota, Metazoa, Chordata, Amphibia, Anura, Pelobatidae.